GACAGAACCAGGAAGCUUUGAGGGCUGCUAGCGAAAGCUCCGACUUAACGGAUAAAAAUGAAACCAACAAUUAAGUCUGCGGUUGUUUUCCGAGGGUGGAAUAAACAGGACGUUUUAAUACAGCUGUGAGCACAUCGAGCCUCAACAAUGGGCCGACGACGAGCUGCUGCUGCAAAAUCUCCACGUCCCGCAGGCUCUGAGGCUCCUGCAGAGGCUGCCAGGGCGUGCAGCAGAAAACACAGCAUCUGCAUGGUGUCUGACUUCUUCUACCCAAACAUGGGAGGAGUAGAAAGUCACAUUUAUCAGCUUUCUCAGUGUCUCAUUGAAAAGGGACAUAAGGUGGUGAUUGUCACUCACGCCUACGGCAGGAGGAAAGGUAUCCGAUACCUGACCAACGGGCUGAAGGUGUACUACCUGCCUCUGCAGGUGAUGUACAACCAGUCCACCGUCACAACCUGCUUCCACAGUUUGCCCCUGAUGCGCUGUGUGUUUGUUAGGGAGCGCAUCACUGUGGUGCACGCUCACAGCUCCUUCUCUGCCAUGGCCCAUGAUGCACUGUUCCAUGCCAAGACUAUGGGCCUGAACACGGUGUUCACAGACCACUCGCUCUUUGGCUUUGCCGACGUCAGCUCUGUGCUGACCAACAAGCUCCUGACCGUGUCGUUGUGCGACACCAACCACAUCGUGUGCGUGUCGUACACCAGCAAGGAGAACACGGUCCUCCGCGCAGCCCUCAAUCCAGAGAUCGUGUCGGUUAUCCCCAAUGCCGUUGACGCCACAGACUUCACUCCUGACCCCGCCCGGCGCCAAGAUGACAGGAUCACUAUUGUUGUCAUUAGUCGUCUUGUCUACCGCAAAGGAAUUGAUCUUCUCAGUGGGAUAAUCCCAGAGCUCUGCCUCAAGCAUCCUGAUCUGCACUUCCUGAUUGGUGGAGAGGGACCGAAGAGAAUCGUGUUGGAAGAAGUGAGAGAGAAAUACCAGCUGCAUGACAGGGUGCGACUGCUGGGGGCUCUGGAGCAUAAAGACGUGCGCGGGGUUUUGGUUCAGGGUCACAUCUUCCUCAACACGUCGCUGACGGAAGCCUUCUGCAUGGCCAUCGUGGAGGGCGCCAGCUGUGGGCUGCAGGUUGUGAGCACUCGCGUUGGGGGCAUUCCCGAGGUGCUGCCCGAGGACCUGAUCAUGCUCUGCGAGCCCACGGUGCGCUCGCUGUGCGCCGGCCUGGAGGCGGUGAUCGCCCGGCAGCGGUCCGGCUCCGCCCCCCCUCCGGCCUCCGUCCACGCCCGAGUCCGAAACCUCUACACCUGGAAGAACGUGGCAGAGAGAACUGAAAAAGUGUACGACCGGGUCCACACAGAGGACGUCCUUCCCCUGGACAGACGGUUACGGAGGCUGAGGUCCCACUGCGGCGCCGUGGCCGGCUCCAUCUUUGCCUUCGUGGCGGUGUUGGACUUCCUGUUCCUGCUGCUCCUGCGGUGGUUGGUACCCGACCACAGCAUGGACGUGGCGGUCGACGCCACCGGGCCCGGCGGGCUGUGGACGGUAGAAACUGAGACUCAUUCCAAACAUGCAGAGAAGCGAAGCAGUGAAACAUGAACCGUCUCCUCUCGCCUCUGCACUCGUGGUGCCGACGGACAUGUGUGAACGAGCUCAUGGUCACUGAAAGCAAUGUUUACAUUUCUGUUUUUACUUAAAGGAUCUUGUGCGAAAGCGUCCUAACCAGGCUGCUCCCGGGUUUUCAUAGGGAAUAUUUAAAUGGAGGCUUCUGGAGGAUCUGAAGGCACUUUUUCUCUUUUGAUGGGAGUCGGGAACAAAUACAUGUAGGUGAGAUGAGAAAUCUGAUCCGUCUUGCAGAAAACCAUCAUGUUUGGGCAUUGCAUUCAGUACUCCCAUCUUUAACGGUUUGAUCACAUUCUCUUGGUGGUAUCAGUGUCUUUGAGCAAGACGCUGAACCCAGACUGCUCCCAGUGGGCGGACUGACGGCUGCACAAUCUCAAAUGUGUUGUUAUCUUGAUAUCAACAUGUAAACUAUCCGUAUCUCAGCAGACUGAGUCAACUGUAAUCAGUGGUUUCCACACAGUGAGCGUUCACGCUCUGCAGACUGACAGGGAAGGAAUUUUGAUUAUUAAUUCAUGCAAAAUGUUUGUUUUACUACUUAAAACAUUUUCAAAUGACAGAACUGUUACUUGAAGGAACAGUUGUCCGUGCACAGAGAUUACAGUGUUCUACUAAAGUGUAUUUAUCUCAAAUUAUAUCAUUAUCACAAUAUUAAACCUUUCUUUAUUACCUGCUCAUCUAAUAUCUUGCAGCCCUAAAACACACACAGAUUAUGGAGUUCCACAGUGACUGAUAAUUAAUAGUAAAUAACUAAAAUUAAGGCAGUUUGAAAAAUUAAAAGGUCAAAGAGAGCAAGAGUUGGACAUUUCUGCAUCACCGAGUCUUUAAAGUGAAGGGAGAAGCUCCCAUUCCACAGCGAUGCUGCUCCGACGGUGAAGCUCAGCCUCCUUUGGGUUUUAUCAUGAUAGUUUAUAUUUUAAAUACCAUGAACACAGCCUGAUGCGAGUUUGAGGAAUAUAUUUGAUGUUUUUAUCGUACCAGAUCUUAUUUCUGAGACUCACACAGCGACACUCCGCGGCCUCGGCAUUAGAGGCAUUAUGAUACUGAACAGGAAGAGGCGCUUGUCUACUAGACUGAACUCUGAAGGCCUGGUUCUCUGGAGGAACUUCAGCAGCUUGAUCUUUCAAGUACUCCACCAUGACGCUGCCAUUUAUUGAUUUUUUUGGUUUUGUGUAAAAACUACCUGAUGUUUUGGACGGUGAGCGUUUGUUCCACUGAGCAGGACUAAAACGGGAAUGUACCACUGACUUGAACUUUUAACAUAUACCUCUGGGUUUUUUAAGCAAACGGAAUACAAUGGACAUGAUUUCAUCAAAACUGUGAAACGUCCAUGUGUCUGAGAUUUAUUUUUAAUAAACUGAUUUAUUCAGUC
This is a messenger RNA of Salarias fasciatus (jewelled blenny), 2986 nucleotides long. RefSeq names its product phosphatidylinositol N-acetylglucosaminyltransferase subunit A-like. Gene Ontology annotation, biological process: GPI anchor biosynthetic process. Gene Ontology annotation, molecular function: phosphatidylinositol N-acetylglucosaminyltransferase activity. NCBI's taxonomy places the organism in Eukaryota, Metazoa, Chordata, Actinopteri, Blenniiformes, Blenniidae. The record is from RefSeq and is a predicted model, not a curated record. The transcript has 7 exons. Gene Ontology annotation, cellular component: glycosylphosphatidylinositol-N-acetylglucosaminyltransferase (GPI-GnT) complex. The coding region runs from base 148 to 1593 and encodes 481 amino acids.